AUGUCUUCCCCCAGUAUCGAUUUGCGCCCAAAGUGCGUUGGUACGACUGGCGAUGUAUUCUCGGAGCCAAUACACAACGCCGGCAGGGUCGAAGGGAGAUCGAACCUAUUCCGCCACGCCACGUUCAGUGCAGACGGGACGACGAUAGUCACCCAAAAUGAAGACAAUUGCCUGAGAUCCUUCGUACUCCCCGUGGACCUUCUCGACGAGCGCGAUGAGCUGCAUCAACUGCAGCCGUAUUGCGACUAUCAGCCUGCCACGAACAUCCAAAGCUUCUCCCUCUAUCCCAAAUUCGACCUGGGAGACACAUCGACGACAUUGGUCCUCUCGGCGAGUGCCGAUGUUCCCAUCACACUGAGAAAUGCGUUGGACUACGAGACCGUCUACGCAGUCUACCCAUUCAUCAAUGACAGAACCGAAGAGUACCAAUCAGCAAGAAGCCUGACUUUCACUCCGUCAGGCUCUUGCUUCAUCGCCGGUAGCCACAAUGUUAUCUCGGCGUAUGAUGUCGCUCGCCCAGAUUCUGGCCCUAUCAGCCAAUACAUACUGAGUUCACGCCGAGGAGCCGUGAAAACGGAUGCGCUCCGCCUGAAAAGCAGAGCAUGGGUCUCCGCGAUGAGGCUGAGCAGUGAUGGUCUGCUUGCAAUCGGCACUACGGAACGAGAGAUCGCGCUAUUCGAGAACCAUGGCCUGGGCCGAUGUCUAUGUACCUUUCGAUUGGAGAGUCGUCAGGGUACUGGUGUGACUGGGCUUCAGUGGAGUCCAUGUGGGAGGUAUCUUCUGGUCGCAGAGCGUUCCAGCGACGCCAUCCAAGUGUUCGACAUUCGGGAUACCAAGCAAGAAGUUGGCAGAUUAGUCGGUCGAAAUGCAGCAACUCCCCAGGUCCUUGACAUAGACGUCGUGUCGACAGCUGAUGGCUUCGAGGCGUGGGCAGGUGGCAUUGAUGGACACGUGAAGGUAUGGUCAAAUCCUGGAUCGAAAGAUGCGCUUCAUUUGCCUGAUGCCAACUUGGAUAUGCAUCGAUCCCCAGUUUCAAGCGCGGUAUUCCAUCCUUCUGGCUCUGUCCUGGCUUCAUGCUCCGGCGAACGAGGGGCUUUCGAUAGUUCCGACAGUGACAGCGAUAGCGACAGCGACAGUAAUCCUAACCAAACCAAGCCUCUGGAAUCCGACAACACGCUGAGGAUUUGGUCAGUGUGA
Molecule: messenger RNA, 1197 nt
Organism: Zasmidium cellare ATCC 36951
Lineage: Eukaryota; Fungi; Ascomycota; Dothideomycetes; Mycosphaerellales; Mycosphaerellaceae
Exons: 2
Coding region: 1-1197 (398 amino acids)
Molecular function (GO): protein binding
Source: RefSeq, a predicted model, not a curated record